Molecule: messenger RNA, 2140 nt
Organism: Saccostrea cuccullata (small rock oyster)
Lineage: Eukaryota; Metazoa; Mollusca; Bivalvia; Ostreida; Ostreidae
Product: protein PFC0760c-like
Exons: 6
Coding region: 193-1926 (577 amino acids)
Source: RefSeq, a predicted model, not a curated record
AUAAUUAUUCGACACCUGGGAACGGGAUGUAUAUGAAUGGGACUUUGUCUUUGGUCGUCACACACUCAAGAACAUUACAACUGGCGGUGCGUGUCGGUCAGCAAAUGUGCUGAUCUCCAUAAAAAAUAGGAUUAUUGAAUUUUGAUUUGUGUGCAUUAGGAAAAUUACAAAAAAAAAUCACAAUUGAGAAAGAUGGGGAUUUUAUUACUUGUAAUUUAUCUCUGUUCUUCAGCUGUUAAUUUUGGUAAUGCAUGCGAUGUAGAAGACUGUCAGGAAAAAUACGAUGAAGUCAAUGACGUCAUCAACAGGGUUCCAGCGCCAAGAUUUGCUUGCAGGGCUCUAAACGAGUACAUAGAGUGUCUUGCAGACCAACUAGGCGAUUGCUCUAUCCCGCAUAGAUCUGCAAUUCAGCAUGUAAAGUCCAGGUGGACAAAAUAUGUGAGCACCUGCAAUAGUGUACUGCCCUUUCAGGAUGAAGACAGCAGUGAGACCACCGUCACUGUGUCAGUCCAGAACGGCGUGGACGAGGUCCGAAACCAGUUAAACGGUGUUAUGUUAUUACCACAGCCUGUACAGUCUACUUUUAUGCAGAAAUUAGUGAGCGACCAACCGCUAACUCAAGACAGAGUUCUUGGAAACUUAGCCGGUAGAACAGGUGUACUAAAUAACAUAAAGGAAAUUGUUAAAGAAACCGUUGAUGAAGUUAUUGAUAGUUCCAGGGAAAUUCCAGACCGUGUUGACGAUGUUAUUGAAAACGUUCGUGAUAUGGUCAUUUCUAAAAUUAAUAGUGCUCAUCCCAUCAUUCAACAACUCGCUGACAAAAUAGAGGAUAAGAUAGACGAACAUGAGGAUAAUUCACAUGAAGAUGAUGACAAACUAAGCAGGGAAGUAGACAACACCCAAAGCGAAGAAGAUUUGAUUGAAAAUUCGGAGAACAACAGUGUUGAGGAAACUUUCGACGACAUUGUUGACUUUCUGAACGAUCACCUCUCGGCAGAUGAUGGACAUAUCCAAACCGAUUUAGAGGAUGUUGACAGUAAUGAGAUAGAGGACAGUCGUGAAGACACUGUAGACGAUAUUGAUGAUAGCAAUGAUGUAAGUAAGGAUAAAGAUAACUCAAAGGACCAUGACAAUGAAAGUAAUGAAGAAAACACUAGCAUCAGCGCCACCGAAGAUAUCGAUGAUUCAGGAGAAGAUGGCGACAGUAAUGAAAACGAUGAUCUUGAGGUUUCACUCGAUACAGACAACAAUAGCGAUUUACUCGAUGAUAUUGAAAUUGAUACCUCGGAUGAAAAUAUCCUAGCCACUGAUGAUUCAGAUGAAAACGAAAUCUCUCUUAUCAAAUUAAACAGUCAAAACGACGAUUCAAACGAAAAUGAUGAUAGUGAGGAUCUUGACAGUAACGGCGAUGACUCGCAUGAACAUUCCGAAGAACAUAAUGUUGAACAUGACGAUAGCAACGAAAUUGACAUUCUAGACAGUCACCGGAUUGUUGAUGACAGUGAUGAAAACGACAAUCAAGACAGCAAUGCAGAUGUUAGCGAUGAAAAUGACAGCGAUGAAUACGACAAUCAUGAACACAAUGAUGAUAGUAAUGAACAUGAUGAUAAUAGUGAAAACGACAACAGUGAUGAAAAUAACGACAGUCAUGAACACGGUGAUAGCCAGGAUGAUUCACAUGAACACAGCGAAAACCAAGAUGAUUCUCAUGAACACGGACAUAGCUCAGAAGGACACAGCCAACUAACAGUUCUUACAGAUCCAUCCACGGGCACAGCAAAUAAGGAGGGUAAUUCCCGGCGUAGGUCUGGUACCGGAGUGGGCGGGGUCCAUCAGUACAGUUCACUAGGAGGAGACGACAGCUCCGGGUCAUUCAUUGCGCCGUGGACGACACUUCUUCUCAUUUGUGUUGCCUUGGUGAUGUAAACAAGACAUUUUCCACCCCAAAUCUUCCAUUCAUUGUGCCAUAUUGCAGGAGAAAGUGAUGACCAUUUAUGGAGAUGUUUUAUGUAUUAUUUAAUGUAUUUGUAUUCGACUGUCUUUUGAUGUGAUUGGUGCUACUAUUUGGACAAAUGCUUUACGUCUUCUGUUUUUAUAGUUUUGUUAUAAAAUAUUUGAAUAAAAUUAAUUUUUAUCUUUU